GACUAUCAACACGUUAUCCUUCGUCCUGCGACAACUACAGCCUGUUGAAUCUUCGAGCAGUUCGUUGUGUUUUGUGCCCGUGUUAUAACUUCUUACUUUUCUGGUAGCAUCAUGAUUUCUCAUUCAUUAUUCGUUUUUAUAUUAGUUCAAUCUUCAAUCGCGAAUCUAGAAGAUAGUUAUCCAGAAACUUCGGAAAAUAUCAACAUCUAUUCAGACGAAUUUCUAGAUCCUGACGAUUCUGAUAUUGAAAAAAAAGACAAUCACUUCAUGAGAUUUGGUCGGAAUUUAGGCGAUUCAAGAAACAAAGAAUUCUUAUAUGACGACUACAACGAUUUAGAUGUUCCGAUAAAAAGAUCAGGAAGUGAACAUAUAAGAUACGGAAGAUCAAACGGCAGUUAUUUCAUGAGACUUGGAAGAGAUUCGAACAAACUCAGGAGAAAUAGAGCUCAUUUUAUGAGAAUAGGUCGUGCUUUUCAAAAUCAUGGUGAACCUAUUCGUUAUAAACGUUCCGUAUCUUCUCGACAAGAAGAGAAUUCUGAAAAACCUGGUAACGAGAAUCCUAAAUGGCGUAGAGAUAUCUUCCUCAGAUUUGGAAAAAGUCCAUCUUUCUUGCGCUACGGAAGGAAGUAUGAAUCUAUAGAGAGUCUGCCUCCAAUUUUUAACACAAACCAACAACUCGGUGUUUUGUUGGCCAGACUUCUAGCCAGUAGAGAAGGAGGAAGGAACCCUUACGAUAAUGUCGCAUAACGGAAUCACAAGGCUGAAUAUUUUCUCGUAAAAAAGACCUAAACCUUAUAGAUACUCUAUAAAAAUGUUUUGGCUAAUCUAAAAUCAAAAAGGUAUAUAACUUGUUAUUUGAUCAUUUACUGAAUUUACUCCAAUAUCUUCCUGAUUCUAAUCAAUGUAUCUUGAUGAUUUGGGAUCAGACAGUAGUUACUUCAUAACAAAAAAUACUCCAUAGCUCAAAAUUAUGGAAAUAACAGUGCCAUAAUGUAAUGAGUAGUGUAUUCUAAGGAAAUUGUAGGAAAUUGUUUAUUUAUCAUUUGACUUGAUCAGAUAAUGUUAGCAAAUCUUUAGGGAUUCUCGAUAAAAAUCAGAAGAACCGUCACUAUUGAUAAAUAUCAUUUAGUAAAUUCCAUCGACUUGAAAGUUUUAUUUCGAUGCUGUUAUUAAUGUAUUGAGCAAAUAGUUCAAUCGUUUAUACAAUAGAUACAGAUCCAUAACGCAUAUAAUGUUAUUGUAGUUUUCCAGAUUUUAUGAUUCCAGAAGAUGUAACAAUGAAUGAGAGUGAUUUUGGGAAAGUUAUUUCUUUUCUUGACAAUUUCCACCAAGUACUUUUUUUAUCUAGCAUCUAUCCCAUUAAAUUUCAAUUUUUCUCUAUAUUGGUUGUAAUUUUUCAGUAAUGUUCUAAAAAUUGUGAUUUGUACCUACUUCUCGUAUCAAUUCCUUGUCACUUCUUAUCUUUCACAUAGCUUUUGUUGACUCAACUCAUUAAGAUUGGAGUUUUUUUCUUUUUUAUGUCUAUAGCUCAUCCAUGAAGUAAAAUAGUUUCUAUCUUACAAGAGCAACCUUCUACAAAUACUCUAAUAAUAUUACUACAAGAAUAUUACAAUUGAUUUCAAAGUAAACUGUAUGUAAUAUAGCUAAAGCCUCCCUUUCCCUAUAGAAAUCUCUAGAUACUAAUUGUAUCUUGUACAUAACUCGAAAGGUAUGGUCCUGAGUCUUAAGUUGAAAUAAUUUCCAUUUAUUUUAUAAAUAUUUGUUUAGUUCCAAUGUUUUUCAACAAAAUCAUUGAAAUCAAGAUAAGAUUGAUCGAUUGAAGUAACAUCAGUAAAAAUCAUAAUAAAUGUAUUUAUUUUCAAAAUACUCAAGGUUAUUGGAAAAUAAAUAAUUGAACCACUUUUCUCCUAAAACAAAACGUCGUCAAUUAUUUUAGUACAACUGAUUUACAAAUGAAAAUUCUCGAAAUAAGACUUCUCUGUAGUUUUUCAAUGAUCUUGGGGUAAACUUUUGUAUGUUCCAUCUUCUAUUAUAUAGGUUGAUGCUAUAAUUGAAUAUUUAUACGGAACUGUCUUUUAUUUGAAACAAAUAUUUCCAAAUACAGGGCAAAUCUUUUAAGGCAUAAUUUUAUUCUGCUGUAGUACGUUAGGGAAAUGUCCUCAGUUUACCGAGUUUAUUACUUCUUGUCCCUAUAGAACAUAAAUUAUAGAAAGUCUCUCAGUUUAAUUUUCUUAAUAGCAGCAAUUGAAAAUUAUCAAAUGAGAUAUGAAGUUCCUAUUUGUCUAUAAUAUUUUAUAAUGAGGCUUUGUAAAAUUAACGAAUCUCAAGGGAUCUGCUCAUAUGCUAUUAGAUUAAAUUGUGAUAUUCACUACCUUGGAAUGUAAUGAGACAUUAAAAAUGUAUAGGUAGCAUAACGAUUAUGACCGUAAUAUAUAGGACAGAAUUUGAAGAGUUAUGACAUUAAAUAUUCAUUGAAAUGAUUUGAUAUUAAAAAUUUAAAAAAUUAAUUCUACACAUUAGACACAAUAAUUCCCUAAUCUAAUCACGACACAUCUCACUGGGACUACCUCAAGUAUCGAACAUUUUUAUCAUUUAAUAUAUAUUCGGUGCUUGCUUACAUUUAGCAACGGUGAACACAAAUAUAGUAUAAUAAGCAGCGAAUAUUCUUUUCUACAUACGGUAAAAAAUACGAUAAGUAUGAUUCACAACUUCAGACUUAGUGUCUACUACCAUACACAAAUAGAGAGAAGAAAUCAUUUACUCCAGGUACCCGAACAAAUUGUGCUAAAGAAAUAUAUUUCCUGAAGAAGAACUCCAAGUAUUGUUCUCUUGAGUUUACAUUAGUCCUAUAUUAGACUAAGGAAGUUCUAUAAUUUAAGUGAAAAUAAUUCUAGAUGCACAUUAGAAUCUAAGAACGUGUGAAUUUCUUCCUCAGAAGAACAAUUCAAACAAAUUUCACAAUCGAGGAUUUAUUAGUAAAACAGACGUAUGCGGAAUAUUGGGGCUGAUUUUAAAUUAACUGACAAAAAUAUGUGAUGGUUAGAACUUUUCAUAAGGAGUUUUAUGGAGCAGAUUCCUUUUGAUACAGUUCCAUAAGUUCCACUACUAAUUGAUUCUCCAUCACGAAUCAAUUUUGAACAACAAUUGAGAUUACAUGUAUAAACAUAUUGAACUCGUUUUAGACUGAAUACCAGACCGUUGUCUGGAAAAUCGUUUGUUCUGGUUAACUCCAAAAUAAGUUCCAACAUCGUUAAACAUAAUAUCAAAUCCUAUUUUGGUCAUUUACGAAUGGGACAAGUAUUUUUGGUAUCCACAAUAUCCAAAUGUUGCAAACCAGCGUUUCCAAAUCAUAUAUUGGAAUUGAAUUUGAUUCUAUAUUCCCGAUUAUUGUAUGUUCGGAAAUAUACAUCAGUGUCUCUUAAUUUUUUUUUCAUUUUACAAAUUUUCUUUCAUAUCUCCAGAUCAGUUGCUGAAAUAGGAGCUCAGUAGAUUGAUAGUUGUCUGACUAAGGAGUAAGUUCUCUCAACAGUUAAUGCAUUGAUACUCUAUACUGUUUCUCUAUCUUUAUCCAGUUUUCAACAAGUUCAUUGGAUCAUCAUUAUUCUUAUAGUUUCUUUCGUCAAUUGUCAAAUUUCAAAAUCACCAUUGACAGAAUCUAGAUUUCUAAAUUCAAUAUAAUUUGAGAUAACUUUUGUUCUACGGAAAGUUGCCCAAAUGGAGUAUCGUAUUCUCUCUUUUAAGAUUUCAUCUAGACCCAAUGAAAAUUUAAGACUUACGAAUUCUCUAUCUGCCCUAAAAAGUAUGAGUGAACCUAUGACCUCAAGUUUUCUCCCUUUUCAUAACAAAAUUCGAGUCAUAUUACAACAGCGAUAAAAAAUAUGGAAAUAUUCCAAAAAGGAACAAUACACCUAUAUAUUCCAAAAAGAUUUUGCUUUGGAAAGAUUUAUCUUACUUAAUCCAUUUCAACAAAAUGGAAGAAUCUGAUCUUUUUGAGAGUGUAGUAAUCCAAGGGAAAAUCUAAUACAGGUAUUUUCAAAACGACGAAAACACGAUAAUUACAUUAGAAUUAAAAAACAUAUUAACAUACUGUUUUUCCUGGACACUAACCUUUAUUGUUAAUUUCGACGGAAACAAAUAUCGAUAUUAUAGUUAGAUGCUUUCUUUCCUUGUGUAUUCAUAACUAUGCGUAGUCCAUCUGCAUUUUGUCGAAUAAUACUAGGAAUAUCGUUUUGAUGUGAAGCGCGAAUCCUUACUUUUAUGCCUUACAAAUAAGCUGAAAUAAAAAUUCAUAUUCCAUGAACUGAUAACUCAUACCAAUUUCAUUUUCACUUAUACGUUUUUCGAAGAUUUGUCUUGUAUGGUAUAUUGUGUACAUCUCUAUAAAAUCAAUGUUGAAUAAUUUAUGUGAUAUUAUUUUAUAUUGGUUUAGGUCUAUUAAUAUUUACUCGAGUACUACACAUAUUCAAUUGUGGCUGGACAAUUGUAUAAUGUGAAAAUUAUUAUUGAUGUAAUAUUUUCUGUAUUUGAAUUUAUUCGUUGUAAAUAUUCAACCUCUCUUAGAAAAAUAAAAAGGCAUUAUAUUUACAAA
Messenger RNA from Diorhabda sublineata, 4588 nucleotides. RefSeq names its product FMRFamide-related peptides (gene FMRFa). NCBI's taxonomy places the organism in Eukaryota, Metazoa, Arthropoda, Insecta, Coleoptera, Chrysomelidae. The coding region runs from base 112 to 747 and encodes 211 amino acids. The transcript is spliced from 3 exons. The record is from RefSeq and is a predicted model, not a curated record.